ACUCACACACACCAUCACCACCUUCGCGAGUCGCCACCACCACUGACUCCUCUCUCUCUCCCCUUCCACUACUCAAACCCUCCCCAACGCAUCCGCCAUUGUUGGAGCUUCCACAUCCCGACAAUGGCAGCGGCGCUCGAGUGCUGGUCCGCUCGGUCCAGCGCUGACGAGGACUCGGCGGAGCUCCUGGUGCUCAUGAACCCCUCCCCCCCCUCCUCCUCUGCAGCCGCCGCUGCGGCCUCCUCUCCUUACCCGUCUCCGGCGGACCUCGGCGGGGGCGGCGCCGCUCCUCCCCCCAAGAGGUGGCGGCGCCUCCGCCGAAACUUCGCCGGCGCCAUUGCCACCCUCGUGAGCUCCCUCACCCUCGACCCCUCCUCCUCCUCACCACCUACGCCGCCGCGCUCGGAGAAGCUCGCCUCCACCCUACGCCGCCACUUCGAUUCCCUUCCCAGUAGCUAUGCACUAGUGGGAUUCGAGAUGAACACCGUUCUCCUGCACGCUCGAUUGGUCGAGCAAUCGUGGAUCGAAGACCAACCGGCUAUUCACAUCGAGGAGUUCGAUGAUGUGGGAUUAGCAUUUAAGGUUACAUUCGCUUGUACCUCGCCGAUUUCAUGGCCUUCGAUCUCAACCGACCUUCAAUCCUCUUCGAUUUCAUGUAAAAAGGUUCAAAUUUUCGAGAAGAAUGGUUUAACUCUCGGAAUCGUAAUUGUACUAAUUCAGCCUAUAAGCAAAAUGCACUUCAAGUCUCAGAUAGAAGUUGCUUUAAAAUCUGCCAUGAAGAAGCCGAGGACGAAUGGUGUUAAGCUCCCGUUCGGGCUUUGUGGUUGCCAAGAUGAGAGUUUGAACCAUUGUGAAGGGGAUUCGAGGCUCGACGAAGAUGACCGCCACAUGUUCGAUGAUGGGUCCCUUCGAGAAGGGAAGCUUCUGAGCCCUCUUCCCGAAUCUUCACUGGUUGUAUCGAUUGAUGAGUGGCAGAGUAUUCAAUCCAGUGGGCAAGAGAUUGCAAGGUGGGUGAUUAGUUCUGAUGAGGUCGAGUUCAUAGAUAGGGUCGGCCCCAGUUCCUUCAAAGGUGUUUAUAGAGGGAAGAAGGUGUGGGUAAAGAAGCUGAGGGGAUGUGAAAGGGGAACUGCUUAUGAUAUUGAGAUUAGGCAUGAUUUAUUGCAGCUUAUGAGCUGUGGACAUGCGAACAUACUUCAAUUUUACGGCAUUUCUUUUGAGGAGAAUCAUGGGCUAUGCAUUGUUACAAAGAUGAUGGAGGGAGGAUCUGUUCAUGAUGUUAUACAGAGGAAUGAGAAAAUACCCAUGAGAGAGGUUGUUGGUAUUGCAUUGGAUGUUGCAGAAGGGCUUAUGUUUGUGAACGAUCAUGGGAUGGCUUAUAGGGAUCUUAGCACGCAGAGGAUUCUGCUGGAUAGGCAGGGGAAUGCUUGCAUUGGGUAUGCGGGUGUGGUUACUUCUUGUUGCAAUGCCGGGGAGGUCAAAGAGUACGAGAUGGCUGGGUAUCGGUGGCUCGCUCCCGAGAUUAUUGCCGGCGAUCCAGAGAGUGUGUCAGAGACUUGGAUGAGCAAUGUAUAUAGCUUCGGGAUGGUGCUAUGGGAGAUGGUAACAGGGGAGGCGGCAUAUUCUUCUUACUCCCCGGUUCAAGCUGCAGUUGGAAUCGCCGCUUGCGGAUUGAGGCCAGAAAUUCCUAAAGACUGCCCACAAGUUCUGAGAUCACUGAUGCUCGAGUGCUGGAACAGUUCUCCAUCGAAGCGCCCUAAGUUUUCGGAGAUAAUCGAUAUCUUACAAAGGCAAAAGUAUUAGGUAAUCCUCCCAAAAUUUGCUUUCUUUUGGCUUUUGUUUGCAGUUUAGAGAUGUCGAAAAGGCAAAUUUUCUGCAUCCAAAGUGCUUACUUGAUGUAAUUUCCUUACAAGGCUUCCUCUCUGCAUAACUAUAAAAUGCAGUUGAUUAAUUUCUUUCUCUAUAUUCAAUCGCAUCGGUCAAUAUUUUAGGAUCUUAUUUGAUAAGAUUUGGGUAUUGGCUUCGAUGGUUGGAACAUGGAUCUCAUGUUCCUGUUCUCUUUAUCCUUUUGAUCAAUAGAUAUGCUAUCAUCAUCUGUA
Ananas comosus (pineapple) is the source of this 2096-nucleotide messenger RNA. Its product is annotated as serine/threonine-protein kinase HT1-like. NCBI's taxonomy places the organism in Eukaryota, Viridiplantae, Streptophyta, Magnoliopsida, Poales, Bromeliaceae. The coding region runs from base 124 to 1800 and encodes 558 amino acids. The transcript has 3 exons. The record is from RefSeq and is a predicted model, not a curated record. Gene Ontology annotation, biological process: protein phosphorylation. Gene Ontology annotation, molecular function: protein kinase activity; ATP binding.